AUGGUUCUUGGAUUGAAGCGGUGCCUCCCGGAUUCAAUGGGCGACGCCGAUCGAGGAUUCCGCUUCUCCGAUCCCAAGAAACCGCGAAACAACGAUGUUCUCCCCGGAGAACUCGACAGGUGCUUUGUGAAUUCCCGUAUUUUGGCGCGAAAUCCUCCAAUGGAAUGCGGAGGGCCAAAACCCUAUCCUUCGCCAGAAGAUGUUAUCCCGGAGAUGAUACAAGUUGUGUGCAAUGAAACAGAAGGAAUGUAUUAUCCCGGCCUCCAUAUGGUGCAAUGUGGGUGUAAACCGUGCACGAUGAAGAAAAACAAUGACAAGAGGAGCGUGGGCGAUUGGGAAAAGCACGCGGGCUCGAGAGCUAAAAAAUGGAAAGUGAGCAUAAAGGUGAAAGCCACAAGGCAGCCUUUGGGAGAAUGGGUUUCUAACAAAUCCGCAAUCACUACUCCAGCAGGACUGGGGUUUAACUUUAAUCCCGGAUUAAACCCAUCCCGACUAUCGGCAUUCCUAACCCAAAAACACACCCCUAUACCCCAAAAAUGGACACCAGAGCGCUGCGCGGUCUGCAGAUGGAACGAGGACUGGGAUUACGACAAGAUCGUAAUCUGCAACAAGUGCGAGAUGGCAGUUCACCAGAAAUGCUAUGGAGUGAGUCACAUCAAUGAUUUCACCCACUGGCUUUGCAAUGCCUGCAAGAACCCGAGCCUCAACCCGGAAUGCUGUCUCUGCCCUGUCAAAGGCGGGGCGCUGAAGCCCUGCGACGUUAAGCCGUUCUGGGUUCACGUCAUCUGUGCCUGGUUUCGCCCCGAGAUGUAUUUCCCCAGUGACAAGAUGGAGCCCGCCCUUGGGCUGAUGCGAGUCCCGCCCAAAACUUUCCAGCAGACCUGCCAAAUCUGCAACCAGACUCAUGGAGCAUGUGUGCAGUGCUGUAAAUGUAGCAACAAUUACCACAUACCCUGCGCUUUCCGGGCAGGAUUUUCCCUGGAAAUGAUGUUAAUAGCCAAUAAGAAUACUAAUAAACUGAUAUUGCAUUGCAAUCUGCAUAAACCCCCCAAUCCAGAUAGUAAAUUGGAGAUGCGAAUUCUCCACAAGACCAGAAAUCAGGCCCUGGAAAGUUCAUCAUCAAAUAAACCUGAACCCGAGCCUGAGCCUGAUGAUCAGGCCCUGGAAAGCUCAGAACCUGAAACUUCCAAGCCUGAUUCAUCACCAAAUGAACCAGAGCCUAAUCCUGGGUCUGAGUCUGAGCCUGAAACUGGUCAAUUUUCGGCCGCGAGAUGUCGGGUCUACGAUAGAACAGCUUGGAAAAGAGAUAAACCGGAGGCCAUAAUCAAUGCUAGGCUCAAUUACAAAAAGGAGCCGGAGAAUGGCCUGGGAUUCUCGUCGAUGCCGGAGAGGAUGAAGCAUUUGCAGAGAACGAUGAAACAGAGAAUCUGUUUUGGAAAGUCCGGGAUUCACGGGUGGGGGGUGUUCGCGAGGCGGAGAAUCCGGGAAGGGGAGGCGGUGGGGGAGUAUGUGGGGGAGGUGGUGCGGCGGAGCGUGUCGGACGUGAGGGAAGCUCGGUACAAUGCGGCCGGGCGGGACUGUUACCUGUUCGGGAUCAAUGAAGAUAUGGUGAUUGAUGCGACGAUGAAGGGGAGCUUGACGAGGCUGUUCAACCAUUGUUGCGACCCGAAUUGCUAUUCCAGGAUAGUGAAUCUGGGAGAAGGGGAUUACGGGGUGGUUUUGAUAGCCAAGAGGGAUGUUGAUGCGGGUGAAGAACUUACCAUGGAUUACAUGUUUGAUCAUAACAAGGAUUAUAAACCCACCAGUCCAUGCUUCUGUGGAGCUCCCAAUUGCAGGAAAUUCAUGUAG
Molecule: messenger RNA, 1848 nt
Organism: Ipomoea triloba (trilobed morning glory)
Lineage: Eukaryota; Viridiplantae; Streptophyta; Magnoliopsida; Solanales; Convolvulaceae
Product: histone-lysine N-methyltransferase ATX4-like
Exons: 1
Coding region: 1-1848 (615 amino acids)
Biological process (GO): regulation of transcription by RNA polymerase II
Molecular function (GO): protein binding
Source: RefSeq, a predicted model, not a curated record